AUGGGGUGGAAAGCCCCCACUCCCACCACCAUACAGGAGGAUGGGGAGGGUGGGGUGAGAGUGCCCCCUCCCACCACCAUACAGGAGGAUAGGAUGAGAGUAACCCCCUCCCACCACCGCCCACGGGAGGAUAGGAGAGAAAGUGGCCCCCCCUCCACCACCAUACAGGAGGAUAUGGUGGGAAGCACCCCUCCACCUCACCACUGCUUCACAGGAUGGGAACCACAAUCUGUCCUGUUUGAAGAGAGGGUCAAACCAGCACCUGGAAACGGAAACCAGCACCGAAACCAGGAAGCCAGCGCCGAAACCAGCGCGCCCAACCGCGCGCAAGCCAACCCGGGCGACCAAACAACCAGCCCCACACCGAAACCCGGGCGGUCCAAACCGACGCACAAGACCGCCCAGCUACAACCGGCACCUGGACACCGCCCAAGCGCGGGAAAGCCAGCACCCGCAGCACCAACCCGGAACCAGCGCCUAACCAGGAACCGCGCAGACCAGGAGAACCAGCACCUGAAAGAGCCCGGGAACCAGCACCAGCACGGAACCGACCGGGAGGCCAGACCAGGACCAGACGCCACGGCGGGCGGAAACCAGACCAGCGCGCAGGAGCGGGGCAGACCAGGAAACCCGGAAGCCAGCACCUGGACGGGCGCAAGCCCAGCACUGAAACCAGCACCGAAACCAGCACCGAAACCAGCACCAGGAAACCAGCACCAGGAAACCAGCACCUGGAAACCAGCAAAACCAGCACUGCAAACCAGACCUAGAAAACCAGCACCCGAGCUAGCACCAGAAACCAGCACCUGGAAACCAGCACCUGAAACCCAGCACCUCGAAACCAGCACCGGAAACCACACUAUGGCACCAGAAACCAGCACCAAACCAGCACCUUGA
Messenger RNA from Salmo salar (Atlantic salmon), 897 nucleotides. The record is from RefSeq and is a predicted model, not a curated record. Lineage: Eukaryota; Metazoa; Chordata; Actinopteri; Salmoniformes; Salmonidae.